AUGCCUCCACCGGCGACUCCAUCUCCCUUUCGCCUGUCCCGCCGGUACCCCCCAUCACGACGCAGCGGACCUCAAUUUGCACACUCCCCGCGGUUCUUAUUGUCGCAAUCGGCACCACGACGAGGGGACCUAGAUAUUGUCGAUGACGAUACCGUGCCGCCAUCCUCGGCCCCAGCUACAGCCGUACCAGCGGAAUUUGUACCGAGCGCAAUCCAGUCCCGCCGACAUAGGGAAGCAAUCCAAGAUUCCGACGAUGACGAGUGGUUGGAUAACCUAGAAAGUCGUGGGGGAAGGAACACCGGACUUGCGAACGACCAAAUCGAAAGCUCUCCGCCUCAACCUUCACAUAUUCAGUCUCCAGGUUACCAGGACCUCGACGAUGACGCGCGUUUCGCACCGAGCAGAGACGGAAAUAAGCGGAUGCGCCUCUUUGCGCCGGAUAUUUCACCCAUAGAGGGCACAAGUGAUACAUCAUACGGAGUCCGCUCGCCAUCUCCAGACACGCGGCCCUCAAUACCGCCUGUGCUGCAGACACCAGGUCCACGAAUACUUCCACGACCAGCCGCCACGCAAGAAGGGAGCCAGCUCGGCGCAACACCAAACACACACGCAAGACCAAGACCGCUCCUUGUUGAAACGCCAGAAAGCACACAGACGCCACUUCGAAGUCGACCUCGAUUUCUUAUCGGCUCUCAGCAGCCGCGCAGCACUCAGUCUGCCCUAUGGGCAGAAAGCCCGUCGGCUACGCAAUCGACUUCACUGGGAAGACACAAACCUGCCUUUGUCCUACCUCGUUCACCUUCCCCCAAGGCUGCAGACGAUGACCUUCCCGCACCCUUCUCGCCAUCGUCCAAGUCGUUGCAUAGACGGGGGAAGAAUCGUCCCGGGGCCACUGGGUAUGUACCUGGGGGAAUGGCGGCUGAGUUGCGGAGCUGGGUCCUGGAGACAGGCACCAGGCAUGACCAGGCGCGCCCAGGUCGGAGAGUUGAGAUGUCGAGCGAUGGAUCUGUCGAGAUUUCCCGCUACCUUGUGGCUGCGCGUGUGCUCGAGGUGAAACCGGCUAUCAUUAGAGGCUCUGGUGCUUUGUCCUUCAUUAGAGCUACGAACCUGGCUGGUUCAUCUACCAGUGAGGCUGAGCCCGCGAAGAACAACUUGAAUAUUGUACUCAUGGGUGCCCCUCGGGCAAAGUCAAGACCGGGGGAGUCAUCGCCUCGAAUGAAUCAGCUGUCGGAGGAGACCCCUCGCCCCGGAGACUUGGUGGGUGUUCAAAAGGGACUUUCAUGGUACAUCACUCUGGGCGAGGAUCAAGCUCAAUGUGCUCCGAGCAAUGUUCCGGAUUCGAUGGCUUUGGACCACAUGUCACCCUUAGGCGAAGAAUGGCUGAUUACCAUGCAGUGGGAGCUGAUUGAGAGGGCGGUCUGA
Penicillium diatomitis is the source of this 1422-nucleotide messenger RNA. RefSeq lists its product as uncharacterized. Bases 1 to 1422 code for a protein of 473 amino acids. The record is from RefSeq and is a predicted model, not a curated record. The transcript has 2 exons. Lineage: Eukaryota; Fungi; Ascomycota; Eurotiomycetes; Eurotiales; Aspergillaceae.